UACAGUUCAAACGUCUUUAUUUUAAUCACAAAUAAGUUUUCACUUCAUAUGUUAAGAAUAGCUUCGUAUCAAAUAAGAGACAGUAAAAAAAUAUAAUAAUACGUAGCAACUAUUCACAAUGCAGGAUCCUACUCAUAAGAAUCUGCUCGAAGGCGAUGAAAAAGGAUUUGAUGCUCUGCACAGGCCUCGCAUGACUGAAGAAGCCAUCAAGAAACAGUGCAAGGAAAUUAAACUGUAUCAGACUCCACAUCUAAAUGAUGUGUUGUACCUUCAUUACAAAGGUUACAGGAAGAUAGAGAACUUGCAGGAAUACACAGGACUGAAGUGUCUAUGGCUCGAGAACAAUGGCAUUGAGCGUAUUGAAAACUUGAGCAACCAGUCACAACUACGUAACUUGUAUCUGCAAUACAAUGUGAUAAUGAAGAUUGAAAAUCUGGAACACCUGCUUAUGCUGGACACCCUGAAUGUGUGUCAUAACUUUAUUGAGAAACUGGAGAACAUAUGCAAGUUGCCAGCACUGCAUACUCUCAGCAUCAGCCACAACAGACUGCAGUCAGCACAGGACAUCCGCGAGCUGAGCGAGUGCCACUGCUUGGCUGUCGUGGACCUCUCAUACAACUUGCUGGAUGACCCACAAAUAGUGCAGGUCUUUGGAUCAAUGUGCAACCUGCGUGUCUUGACUGUCAUGGGGAACCCUGUACUGAAGAUGAUCUCAUGUUACAGAAAUGUCCUUACUGUGGCAUGCGUAAGUACCUGGCCAUAGAGAACAGAACAGCUCAGCUGUAAUGUCUUCACUUGUAACUAAGAGGUACCUGGAUACUGAAUCACAAGUCUCUGAGUUUUCUUCAGUCCUUCUAGGAAAAGGCCAUGAUGCUAUUUCCAAAACACUUGCUAUGUGAUGAUGAUUAAACAACCCAGGAUAGGUAAACAAACGCCUUCAGGGUUAGCCUUGCAUCUCAUUUCACAGUUUAUAAUAAAUAAAAAUUGGUUUAGUGUGUGGAUAGAUUAAUAAUCACUUAUAAAUAUUUGUACCCAAGACGAAUGAA
Zootermopsis nevadensis is the source of this 1046-nucleotide messenger RNA. The record is from RefSeq and is a predicted model, not a curated record. NCBI's taxonomy places the organism in Eukaryota, Metazoa, Arthropoda, Insecta, Blattodea, Termopsidae.